Molecule: messenger RNA, 3140 nt
Organism: Columba livia (rock pigeon)
Lineage: Eukaryota; Metazoa; Chordata; Aves; Columbiformes; Columbidae
Gene: NOXA1
Product: NADPH oxidase activator 1
Exons: 15
Coding region: 210-1751 (513 amino acids)
Biological process (GO): superoxide anion generation
Molecular function (GO): protein binding; superoxide-generating NADPH oxidase activator activity
Source: RefSeq, a predicted model, not a curated record
AGGCUGCGCCAGGGCCUUUCUGCUGGUGGCCUUUCAGUCGCCGUUCACCGCCAGCGGCCCAGCCACUCACCCCGCGGUGCUGCCCUGCGCGGCUGAGGACGGAGGGGCGGGGGGAGGCAGCGGCGCUUCCUCCUCCGCCCGCUCCCCGCCCCGGGGCCGCGCCCGCCGGCAGGUGAGCCCGGCGGGAGGCCCAGCCGGGUCCGCGGGCCAUGGCGUACCGGGAGCUGGUGAGGCGCUGGCACCAGGGCGUGCUGGCGGCCGACGGCGGGGACUGGGACGGCGCCCUGGAGAUCUUCGGCGGGAUCCCGGAGCCGCCGGCCCGCAUCUGCUUCAACAUGGGCUGCGUGCAGCUGCUGGCGGGGCGGCCCGGGGAGGCGCUGCGGGCAUUUGAUAAAACCCUUGCAAAGGACAACUCCUUAGCCGUUGGCUUCUUUCAGAGAGGGUUCGUCCAUCUGCAGCUGGAAAUGUAUGAAGAAGCUCUCUCUGACUAUCAAAUGGCCUUCAGCCAUCUAAGAAAAAAUACCUUCAUCGAUUACAAGCAGCUGGGCCUGAGGCACAUACUGUACGCAUGGGAGGUGCUGUACAGCACGGCAGCAGCGCAGUGCCGGCUGCGGCAGUGGCAGGAGGCCAGAGCCACCCUGGAAAAAGCCGUUGUGUGGAGGCCUGAGGGAAGAACAGCAAUCCUGGACAUGGCCCUCGAGCACGUGCAGGACUGUCUGUUUUUAGAGCCUAUGCAGGUUCCUCUCGGGGAAUUUUUCAGACCACGGAAGAAGGAAGUUGAACAGCUGGAUUCAAAAGAUUUCCUGGGUAAACCCAAGGUGAUCUCGUCCAUCAUUCCCAACGAUGAGUACUUUGGCUUCGAGCCUCUCAGACAUCAGAAACAGGGCUUUUACGAACCCAGUGCUGAUGCUCUGCGAGACGGUGAAUCAGGCUACUACCGAGUUUCGUCCCAGUAUUACCCUGAGGGCUCGGAGAAGCUGGCAGUGAAAGGCGGCAGUUUGGUGUUUGUGCUGGCAAGAGGAGGGGAUGGCUGGGCCACAGCCAUUCACGAUGGGCAGAAGCUGCACAUACCCAGCUCUCUCCUGGAACCUGUCUCGAAGAUGGAUAAAUGGAUCAGCAAUGGGAUUCCCCUCCCUCCUGCCCAGGUGCCUCCCAGCCGACUCCACGUGAAGCAGAACCCAGGUAACCCAGAAUCUCCUGGGGGAGAAAAUGCCUCUGCAAAUGAUGCUGGUGCCCAAAUGGACGUAAAGCAGAUCCCACCAACCCAAGGAGAAGCUUCACCCAGCCCGGACAGACCCGUCUUGCUGCGAGUGCGCUGCGAGUGCUCCGUGGUGGUGCGGGCGGGCGAGGUGCCGUCACUGCCGGAGCUGCGGGCUCUGCUGAGGGAGCGGUUCGGGCUGCAGGCAGAGCGAGGAGAGCUGAGCUACAGACAUUCGGAUGGCAAAGAACUGGGUGCAGUUUCAGGAGAGGAGGAUCUACAGAAGAUGUGGCAGCAGCUGACAGAUGGCCGGCUGACGCUCUGCUGCCAGGACUCGGACUCCCACUCAGGCAGACCUGUCCUCUAUCGGAUGCUGGCUCGGCACUCGUACUUCGCACAGGGACCAGGGGACCUGGAGUUCAGCAAGGGAGACGUGCUGGACAUCCUCUCCGAAGUGAACGAGGACUGGCUCGAAGGACACUGCAAUGGUCAGACUGGCAUCUUCCCCAAGUGCUUUGCAACCCAGACCAGCUGUGACGCCACCUUCCUAUAGCGAACAGGAGCCUUUUCCUGCCAACUGCUUGGUCUCUGAGGGGUGGGAGACACCAGUCCCAGCUCAUCUGAGCCACAGCCCGGAGCUCUGCUGAACCUGCACAGAUGUCCCACACUGCCAGACCCCAUGGGCUCGGUUCCAGCAGUCCCACAGCAUUUUCUACAGCCUCUUCCAAGAACUGGCAUUUUUACUUCUGGGCUUACGCUGCUAAAGAUGUGCUUGUGCAGGGCUGAGAGAAGCAAGAGGGAUUUGGUGUUUGGCCAUGGGAAAUGUCCAUGUGGCAGCUCAGAGCACAGGGGCUCAGAUUGCUGGGUGGGAAGAGGUUCCUCUGGAUGGACGUUGUCACCCCCUCCCUUGUUGCUCAAGCUCAGGCUGGGAAGGCUGAGCCUCACUCUAAGGAAGCCACAGACAGCCCUCUGUGAGCAGGAGACAGAGCCCUGUUCCCCGGGCCUUUGGGCCACUUAUCCUUAUCUCCACCAGAUGGAAAUCACAGAAUCACAGAACAGUUUGGGUUGAAGAGACCUUCCCAGCUCCCCCAGUGCCCCCCCUGCCAUGAGCAGGGACAUCUUCACCAGCUCAGGUUGCUCAGAGCCCCGUCCAGCCUGGCCUGGGAUGUCUCCAGGGAUGGUUCAGCCACCACCUCUCUGGCCAACCUGGGCCAGGCUCUCACCACCCUCAGGGCAACAAUUUCUUCCUCAUGUCCAGCCUGAAUCUCCCUCCUUUAGUUUAAAACCAUCACCCCUUGUCCUAUCACAACAAGCCAUGCUCAAAAGUCUGUCCCCAUCUUUCUUAGCAGCCCCUUUUAAGCCCAGAAAGGCCGCACUAAGGUCUCCCCAGAGCUUCUCUUCUCCAGCUGAACACCCCAGCUCUCUCAGCCUGUCCCCCAGCAGAGCUGUUCCAGCCCGGUGUAUAUCCUGGUGGCCUCCCCUGGCCUCUCUCCUCUUUCUCUCAUCUCCAAGAGGUGCUGCUCUCUGGGAAGCCCCUGUCACCAGUUUGCAGUGGGCUGUAUGGGACAACACCUACGUUAGGACCGCCGUGGGUCAUCAUCCACAGCAAAUACUCCAUGGACCUGCCAGAGCUAUGAGCACCCCUCAGCCGAGAUGCCUCCAGUUUUUUUCUUAAACCCUUAAUUCCUGCCUGGAUGUUACUGCUUCAUGCUGUGAGGGGAUGUAGCUGUGAACCUGCUCAGAGCAGCCCUGGGCUUUGGCAGAGCCCCGGUGGGGCUGGGGAGAGCGCUGGCUGGAGCUGGAGGGACUGAAAUGUCUGUCUGGUUCCUACAGCUGAGCUGUGCUGGGCUCUGCUCCCUGCUAGGAAUUUGGUAUCUGACAAAGCUGGGCUAUGUAACUUGAAUAUAAAAUAAACCGUGAGCCAGAGUUGGCAGCUCUUAAA